Umbelopsis ramanniana AG is the source of this 1893-nucleotide messenger RNA. RefSeq lists its product as uncharacterized. The record is from RefSeq and is a predicted model, not a curated record. Gene Ontology annotation, molecular function: protein binding. The coding region runs from base 283 to 1734 and encodes 483 amino acids. NCBI's taxonomy places the organism in Eukaryota, Fungi, Mucoromycota, Umbelopsidomycetes, Umbelopsidales, Umbelopsidaceae. The transcript has 11 exons.
GAAUUGACUAAAACAUAAGAUCAAUGAAAAAGACGGAAGCGUGGUCCAAGUUGAACACAUGCAACACCCGUCCUCGUCGAGCUGAAUCUUUCAUUGUUUGUUAAAAAAAGAAAAUCAGAGUAUGAUUUACUACCUAAGCGCGCAAAGUAAGGGGAAUGGAAGGGCAAGCGGAGGACAACUUAUGGCGACACCGCCGCAAGUAUAUGAUAUGCAUAUUUUGAUUGUGCAAUGAUAUUACCCAUCCUUGUUUCUCAUUCAUAAACUCCCCAGUUAUUCGUUGUAAUGAAAAAUCGCUUCUGGUGGAUUCUAUUUUUCAGUCUUCUUUUACUGACCGUUCACGCUGAAGACAACGAUGACGACUCAAACGAUUCUGCAACGGAUAGUUCCAGCGAUGCUACCACCGAUCCUUCAAUAACCGAAACCCCGUCAUCGGUCGAUUCAGACAGUGAACCAUCGACCUCUAUGCCAUCUUCUUCGGCAACAGAUAUCCCAUCACCAGCUACGCCUGCUAGUCCCCCGGCCAUCUCUAAUGUACCGGGACUCGCGGCCAAUCAAACAUUGAAUCAACAACAACUUGACCAGCUAAAAAUAUCGUGUAGUGCUCUCCAACAGUGGUAUACUACGCUUGGCGGUCCACAAUGGUUAGAUUCUACCGGAUGGACGAAUAAUGACAUGACUUCUUGUUGUUCCUGGGCUAAAGUUUACUGUAACCCAGUAGGAGGAGUUAUACGCAUUACAUUAAUAGGAAACAAUCUAGCUGGUUCUAUUCCAAGUACUUUCCAGAGUUUUCCUCACUUGGUCCAUUUAGACAUGAGCUAUAACAAUUUGACUGGUGGUAUACCAGACUCAAUAGCAGCAGGCUUGGCUAUUCAAACAUUAAAUUUCAACUUCAAUCAGUUGAGUGGUUUGUUACCGGCCUCAUUAGGAAGUAUGCCUGUCUUGGCUAGCAUCCAUCUCGCAAACAAUACUUUCAAUGGAACCAUCCCCGACAGCUGGGCAAAUUUGCCACUUCUUAAGACGUUGGACUUGAGCAAUAACAAAUUAUCCGGUCCAUUUCCAACAUCCAUAGCGAAUUAUCGAUCGCUUGUUUCACUGUCACUGAGCAGUAACGCAUUCACGGGAUCUCUGCCUCACAAUAUCGGUAUCAUGCCAUCGUUGAAAUCACUGGUUUCAAAAAAUCAACUGACGGGCCCUAUUCCUGAAUCUCUUGGAAACAUCACUGCACUGGUCACCAUAUCCAUGAGGUCGCAGUCAUUAAACGGCCAAAUACCAUCAAGUUUGGGUAAUCUACCUAACUUGCAAGUUCUCGAUUUGACAAGAAAUAACCUCACUGGAUCUAUACCGCCUCAGCUAGGCAAUCUCGUUCACCUUCGUAACCUCCGCCUCAGUCGUAAUGCAUUGGAUGGCGCAGUGCCGGCUGAGCUAGGUCUAUGUGGCCAGCUGCAGAUAUUGACUCUGAACUACAAUGCAUUGUCCGGGACAUUCCCUUCGAUUGUUGCCCCGCCAGCUUUAGCCUUCUGUCAUAUGCAACCCAAUUCAUUCGACGCUUGUCCACCAAACGAUGUAUCGAUGAACUACUCAUCCAUGGCAUUCCAAUGCUCCGUGAACUGUACUUCAGCAAAACAUAAAAAGAGUGAAGGUAUCUCUGUUUCAUCAAAUAGCCCGUUCUUACUCACUGUAUUCAUGGCCAUAUUGGCACUCAUUGUACAAGAGGCUAUUCACGUUAUUCUUUAGUCCAGUCAGUUGGAUAAGAUAGGGCUGUCCAGAUUGGCACUUAGUUUGAUACCAAUGUAUAGCGUCGUUUUCCCUUUAAAUUGUCUUUGCUAGCAUAAUCACAAUGAAUUUCACACAGAUCAAUCAGAUUCAAGGUGCAAAACGGCAGAUUUUAUUGGA